Molecule: messenger RNA, 2540 nt
Organism: Dalotia coriaria
Lineage: Eukaryota; Metazoa; Arthropoda; Insecta; Coleoptera; Staphylinidae
Product: MDS1 and EVI1 complex locus protein EVI1-B-like
Exons: 3
Coding region: 104-1582 (492 amino acids)
Biological process (GO): regulation of transcription by RNA polymerase II
Molecular function (GO): RNA polymerase II cis-regulatory region sequence-specific DNA binding; DNA-binding transcription factor activity, RNA polymerase II-specific
Source: RefSeq, a predicted model, not a curated record
CCGCAUCUCGACGGCCAUCUUGGGACCUGCUUGUUGUGUUGCUCGUUGUUUUUUUGUGUUUUCUUGCAAAACUCGUGGAAUCAGUGCUUUAAACGGUGAAGAAAUGACAGAGCGGCCGACGUUUCGCACGCCGAAACGGACGCACUACGAUAAGGAGAACGGUGCCUGCUCGUCGCCACAAUUCGCCAGUUAUGGGUGCACGCCGCCGAGUCGGCUCUUCGGUUUGCUCACGCCGGACUCCUCGCCGGCCAUCAAACACCACGCCAUGCAGGUGCAACACCUGGCGAUGAGUCCCUCGGGGCACUCAUCGCCGAUGUCACCUAGCGAAACGCGUCGUGGUAGGCCUCGCGCUGAAAGUUUGAACAAUUUAAUCAUGCAAGGGUCAACAUCGCCCAGCAGCAUCAAGUGCACGUAUUGUAAUCGCGUUUUUCCAAGAGAAAAAAGUCUUCAGGCGCAUUUACGCACACAUACUGGUGAGAAGCCAUACAGAUGUGACUUUCCAAGGUGCACAAAGAGUUUUGCUCAGUCUGGACAACUGAAGACACAUCAGAGAUUGCAUACAGGAGAGAAACCUUUUAUUUGCGCUGUGGAGAAUUGCGGCAAACGGUUCACACACGCAAAUCGCCAUUGUCCAGAUCAUCCAGAACCACAGCUGAAGAGAUUUAAUGCAAUAGCAAAUAUUAAUUUGGAUAAUAUUGAAGAUGAUCAAUACAAGCAGGAGAUACAGGAGUGGAGAGAGAAGACUAGCAGAAAAAGAGAAAAAGGAAUAUCUUCCACGUGCACAACACCAAAGAAACCUCGCAAGCGAAAACCCUGGCAAGAAGAUGAAUAUCUCAACGAAAACGAAAACCAAGAGAAUCAACCAUUCAACAACGGAAUCUACAACUACACUGCAUCAAUCGAGGAACCCGAAGACCUAUCACUAACCUCCCGGAGUAAGCUUGCCCUCCACACUUCCAAUCCCAACACGCCGGUCACGAAGGUGACAAAGAUCAAACUCUGCGAACCUGUACAGGUGCAGCUAUUCAAAGGUGAGUUAUCGCCGCAAACUGACACCGAAAACGAAGCGACUGAUACCUCGGACGAGUCCAAACCCGACUAUCAGAAACACGUGCCCAAAAAGCGUUGGCUACGCGAAGCCACACGAGAACUACAGGUUACCGAUAACGAUCAAGAAAAUUAUAAUGUAAAUGACUUAGCAUCACCGAUCAACUGGUCAGAGGGCGAUGAUGUAUCAUCGCCUACUCUUGUUUCACCUCCAGCAAGUAUACUACCACCGCAAGUUCUCACAGAGAAUAGAAAACGACCAACGGUGUUAGUCAAGCUGGACUUGGCCGAGCAAGGCCAGCAAAAGGUAACUGUGGUCAGUGUGUUGCCACGAAACGACAAACAUAACCACAAUAGUAAGUUUAAACAUAAUUAUGAAACACAUGAAACACAACAGGAAAGUAGAGAGAAUUUCGUACAUGAGACUGAUUUUAAUCGAAAAGCGUCUGGAGUGUCAUCUCCUGACUUGUUGGGUGCGAUGGCGCUUGUUGAGUUGGGCCUUCAGCCGACGCCAAAGUUGCAGUAUAAUUAUUAGCUUAUUUCGGAAACUUGACAGCAUUACAUCAUAAAUUAUCGUCUUUUUUUUACUGUAAAUUACAUCCGAACAGUUAGGCUCUAUUUCGAAUGUUGCUACUGAUAGAUUUUAGUACAUAACAUACACCUGUAAGCUAUUAUUUAUUUUCACAUGUGAUAUGCGUUGUUGUAUGUUGUCCGUUGUUUGUUUAUGAGGGUGAGGGAAAGUUUUAUGCAGUUGAUCCUGCAUGUUAUGAUGCUUUGAUUUGAAAUUAUUGAGUUGCCAGUGAUAAACUCAAAUUUUGACUGAACUUCUUUAAAUAUUCACAACUUUGAAAGAUAUUUAUACUUAAAAAUAUUUCAAAGUUGUUAAUAUCUUCACUGGAAAUACAUUUGAUUGAUUUAUAAUAUUUUUACAUGUUACUAUAAUUCCAAUGCAAAUUUUGCAUUUAUCUAAACUUCAAGAAUUUGCAUUGAAACAAAAUUAAAUUAAAUGUUAUGCUAAAUCAAUUGUAUUUCUUGUGAUUACUAAAUUUGUAUUAAAAACUAAACAACAAAAGUUUUUCUUUUACACAAUUUUGAUCUUUAGUCUUAAAAGUAAAACUUUAUGCUUAUUUAGUUUGAUUUUAAUUAUGAAAAUGAUGUAUUACCUUAUAAGAACACUCGAAAAUGAUGAAUGCAACUAAAUUGUAUAUGAAUCAAGUUUUUAUACGAUUAUUUUUACAAAUCAAGUGCACUUAAUGUUUAAAGCUUUGAUAUAUGUGUGUGUACAUAUUCUGCAAAUACGUUAAGUUUUUUUUUUCUAAGUUUUCUAAGAUGUAUAAUCAGUAACUUAUAUGUUUAGGCUGUUGCUGGUUUAUUUGUGAAAACUGUUUAAUUUGAUUUGAAAAUGACGUUGCUUAUCAUGCAUUUUUUGAUUGUAUUAUUAUUCUAAUUUGUGAUAUUUGAAUGAGUAAUGAUAAAUAAACAACUGAAUGGGA